UUUUUUUUUUUUGGUUUCUUUUAAAAAAAAAGACAUUAUGGAACAACAAGUUUUAUCAGCUGCAUUCCCCAUACUCAUUUUAGGCUUGGGUUGGACAGGCCAAUUUUUGGCUGAGCUUCUUGUUUCUUUACAGUUAAAUUAUGCCGCAACCACGAGAGACGGUCGAAAUAAUACAAUUGCUUGGAAUUUACCUUCCGAUGCAAAAGACAUGGAUGUCAGCCCUUUACCGUUUGCACAAACUGUCUUGGUCACCUUUCCAGUAAUGCAACCCGAAUGUAUGACAGCCUUAAUGGAUGCCUAUCAAAAACAACAUAAUCAAACCUCGCAAUGGAUCCUACUUUCUUCCACGCGUCCCUUCAAGGGAGAUCCAGCCACUCGACAUACACCGUUAGACCGAACCAAGGACACGGGUCGCAUGGGAGCGGAAGAUGUGAUUUUGGAGCGUGGAGGAAGUGUGCUUCACCUUGCUGGAUUAUGGGGUGACCAAAGAUUACCAAAGAAUUGGGUUCCUCGAUUUGCUACAACGGAAGCGAUCCGAAACAAAUUAUUAAACCGUCAACUUCAUUUGAUUCAUGGUAAGGAUGUGGCUAGAAGUAUUGUUGCUGUGCAUGAAAAUUUCAGGCCUGGUGAGCGUUGGAUUGUGACGGACAAUGGAUGUUACGAUUGGAUUCGUUUAUUCUUGGCUUGGGGUAACACGGAACAAAUCGUCAUCGCACGCGAUUUGGCACAGCAUGACGAGACAUGUCACAAAGCAUUAGGUGAAGGUACAUUAGAGGAUAUCGUGCGUUGUGGAGGUGUCAAGCCAAAAUUGGAUUCAACAGAGUUUUGGGAUACCUUUCAAUUACAACCUACCGAGUAUUUAAAGAUUGAAUAAAAUAUCUAUUUUUUUUUUUUUUU
Molecule: messenger RNA, 897 nt
Organism: Mucor mucedo
Lineage: Eukaryota; Fungi; Mucoromycota; Mucoromycetes; Mucorales; Mucoraceae
Exons: 2
Coding region: 38-874 (278 amino acids)
Source: RefSeq, a predicted model, not a curated record